Molecule: messenger RNA, 948 nt
Organism: Cucurbita pepo subsp. pepo (vegetable marrow)
Lineage: Eukaryota; Viridiplantae; Streptophyta; Magnoliopsida; Cucurbitales; Cucurbitaceae
Source: RefSeq, a predicted model, not a curated record
UUUUUUCUCCUGCAUUUUCUGCUAUAAUUUGCUACUAUUUGUUUCUAGGUCAUGUUUGUUCUAGUUUUGUCGCUUGCUGUAGUGCGCGAUUUACUCUGCUCUAAUUGCUUCGCCGACUGUUCUUUCUUCGAGGAUUGGAUUAUAUCAAUGUUUUCUUUUAAGAUUGAGUGAUUUCACAAGGUUUUUCCGAUGUUAUCUAUGUAAUCGUUCUUUAAGGUUCAUAAAAAUGUUAUUUCAAGCUCAAACCUCAAAAGAAGAACACCCAGUUGCUGAGCUACCAAGUAGCAAUAACAAUGGCGACCUUGACGGUGGUGGUGUUCGUGUUUCUUGCUUCAGUGAAGCCAUAAACGAUGUCCCCGUCCAUUUUCAGAUAAUCUCUCUCUCUAAACAGAUAUAUGUAUGGAUUGGUUGCAGUUCUGCAAAAUUUGGAAAUUUAUACGCAGCUGCCCCCACACGACCUAACAAUACAGUGAGUGUCACUUCCAUACUCGGAGGUUCAUCUGAUGAUAAUACAGGAGCUAGCAUGGCUCGUCGAUUAGUGUUAAAGACGGGUUUAAAUAUCAUCUUGGCUAGCAAUAUCCCGAAAAACAGCCCUAUGAUCGAGGUAGCGGCUGAAAAGAUGUUAGUGCAAAAGCUGGCCAGUUUAGGGUUCAUUAGACCAAAAUCUGAAGGGAAGGGCCAUCUAGAUAAUGGCUUCAUUCGUUCAGAGUCGGUCGAGGAAGACAAUUAGAGUUUUAAGUUAUUAAGUUUUCAAUCUUUCAAGCUUGAACUUCAAGCUUGAAUCAUGACUUUGGAGGUGGACAACCGAACAUACGAAACGUUUACGAUCAAGGUACUCGAUGGGGUUUCUUUUACUUUGUCUUCUUCAAUGUUGACUAAGCCCUUUCUUUGUAGAGCCGAUGUUUCGUUAUAAGAUAAUAUAAAUCGAUAGCUAUUUUCUAUUUUUUA